CCGUGACAGGGCGGAAGUGUUCAAGUUGUGAUUGAGUUAGCUUCUUUUAGGAAUCAUUUCUGCUUUUUCGAAGUCCACCAAUCAACAUCUACGCCGCUGUCAUGUUAGAUUAGCCUCUUUGAGACUUUUACGGUAAGCUUCAAGAGGAUGUGUUGUCGUUUAAAGCCUCACUUUGACAUGUAAACAGUGCUUCAUGUGCUAGCUCGUUAACAACAACACCAACGAUGGACGAGGAAGACAAUUUAACAGGCAGCUAUGGCGGCGUGGGCUCGUUCCCCAAAAGCUUUGACUACGGAGGAGAGGAGGGGGAGAUGGAGGAGGACAGCGCGUCGGCCGACAAGCCGCGGAUCCUGCUGAUGGGUCUGAGACGGAGUGGGAAGUCCUCCAUCCAGAAGGUUGUUUUCCACAAGAUGUCCCCGAAUGAGACUCUGUUCCUGGAGAGCACCAACAAAAUCUACAAGGACGACAUCUCGGGCAGCUCCUUCAUCAACUUCCAGAUCUGGGACUUCCCGGGCCAAGUGGACUUCUUCGACCCCACGUUCGACAGCGAGAUGAUCUUCAAGGGAGCCGGGGCGCUCAUCUUCGUCAUCGACGCUCAGGACGACUACAUGGAGGCUCUGGUGCGGCUGCAUCUCACCGUGUGCCGAGCGCACAAGGUCAACCCGGACAUCAACUUCGAGGUGUUCAUCCACAAAGUGGACGGCCUGUCGGACGACCACAAGAUCGAGGCGCAGCGGGACAUCCACCAGCGGGCCAACGACGACCUGGCCGACGCCGGGCUGGAGCGGGUCCACCUCAGCUUCUACCUGACCAGCAUCUACGACCACUCCAUCUUCGAGGCCUUCAGCAAAGUGGUCCAGAAGCUGAUCCCUCAGCUGCCGACGCUGGAGAACCUGCUCAACAUCUUCAUCUCUCACUCGGGCAUCGAGAAGGCCUUCCUGUUCGACGUGCUCAGCAAGAUCUACGUGGCGACGGACAGCUCGCCCGUCGACAUGCAGUCCUACGAGCUCUGCUGCGACAUGAUCGACGUGGUCAUCGACGUCUCCUCCAUCUACGGGCUGGUGGAGGACGGCGCCGGCGGCUGCGCCUACGAUAAAGAGUCGGUGGCCAUCAUCAAGCUGAACAACAGCACGGUGCUCUACCUGAAGGAGGUCACCAGGUUCCUGGCCCUGGUCUGCAUCCUGCGGGAGGAGAGCUUCGAGAGGAAAGGUCUGAUAGAAUACAACUUCCACUGCUUCCGGAAAGCCAUCCACGAGGUGUUCGAGGUCGGCGGCUCCACGGACGGCCGCGGCGGCGCCGGCCGCUCGGCCGCCAGGAGGAACCCGGCCGGCUUGAACUUCACGGCGCUGAACGGAAACGGCGUUUAGCAGAGCGGCUGCGAGUCCGAGCCGGACGGAGCAGAUCGGACCGAGACAGACUCAACUGUGUGUGUGAUGAACGCACAGCACUUCAUCUCUCUCUCUCUCUCUCUCACACACACACACACACACACACACACACACACACUCAAGCGCACACGCUGGAGCCGUCCUCAGACGUCUAACGGACCCUGAACUGGGACGUUCCGGUCCCGAUCGGAGAAACAAACCAAAGAGUUUCCGCUGCGGACCGUCGGCCAUGUUUACUCCUCCAGCCUCUUCAGCUCAAAACCACUCCUGGUCCAGAACCUGGAUCAGAGAUCCGUCAUUCCAGUGGACCGAACCCAGCAUCUGCUCGGGUUCUUCAACUGUAUGCCAACAAAUGAAAUCUAUUUUAUUGUAAUUUAGGAAAAAAAAGAAAAAAUAGCCCAGGAUUAAUAAAACAUGUUUUCUAUUCCAUUUUUUUAGAAGAGCAGCAAUUCCACAAUGUGACCAACAGGUGGUGACAAAUAUCCGUGUAUCGACCUGUGGAAAGCUUGAACUUUGUUAAAGCGAUUUAAAUAA
This is a messenger RNA of Salarias fasciatus (jewelled blenny), 1922 nucleotides long. It is a transcript of the gene rragcb, whose product is annotated as Ras-related GTP binding Cb. Gene Ontology annotation, cellular component: Gtr1-Gtr2 GTPase complex; lysosome; nucleus. The transcript is spliced from 7 exons. NCBI's taxonomy places the organism in Eukaryota, Metazoa, Chordata, Actinopteri, Blenniiformes, Blenniidae. Gene Ontology annotation, biological process: negative regulation of autophagy; positive regulation of TORC1 signaling; cellular response to starvation. The coding region runs from base 225 to 1367 and encodes 380 amino acids. Gene Ontology annotation, molecular function: GTP binding; GTPase activity. The record is from RefSeq and is a predicted model, not a curated record.